Molecule: messenger RNA, 340 nt
Organism: Anisakis simplex (herring worm)
Lineage: Eukaryota; Metazoa; Nematoda; Chromadorea; Rhabditida; Anisakidae
Source: the annotation of a GenBank genome assembly
GAUAUCACUCGAUUACGAGAAGCAGUCAGUGUAUCGUAUUCCAUUGGUGGUCACAGAUGCUGGUGGACGACGUGCCUUUUCGACAUUGAUUCUGAACAUUCUCGAUGAAAAUGACUGUGCACCGAAAUUCAUCUCUUCCGUCUAUGAGACGUCGGUGUUGGCGGACACCGAGGAUGGACAGGCUUUGUUCAUGGUAUUUGCUGUCGACGAGGAUGUUGGUGACCAAGUCGAGUAUACGGUAGUACCGGACGGCGACACUCGUUCAAGUUAUAUUCGAGUUCAUCCGAGACAAGGAAUUGUCUCUUUGCGAAAAUCUGUUCGAAAUAUUGGUUUGAUAAUU